GCAUGUUCGCGUGUGCGCGCAAGACAAACUAGAGUUUGAGUUUCAUCAGUGGCGGACGGCUGAGAGCAAUCAAAACUCCAAAGUGUUUGUCCUCGACUAUCCUCGAAGCUUUUGAAGGUUUGUUUGCUGGAUUAGAAAGGAGGCGCUGUUUUAUACUUGGUUUAAAUCCUCGCUUUAGCUCUCCUCACAUAAUUUGGCGUCGCGACGCGAUGUCUUGUAUAUUUUCACGCACUUGCUGGAACAGGUAAAUUGUGUGCACGCUCACACUGUCAAGACUGAUUUAGUAACGACGCAGUAUCGACGUCUCAUUAUAAAGUAAACAAACCUCUACAGAUGAUCCAGAAUGCUGCGGCAAGAGUUAUCUUUAAUGAACCAAAGAGAGCACACGUCACUCCUCUACUCAUUAAGCUACAUUGGCUUCCCGUAGUCGCUCGCAUCAAAUUCAAGACUCUGCUCCUGGCCUACAAGACCACUACUGGUUCGGCACCACCUUAUCUUAAAUCGCUAAUGCAGACAUAUGUACCCACCAGAUCCCUACGCUCUGCAAACGAACGACGUCUUGUGGUGCCAUCCCAUAAAGGGGCUAAAAACGAUGGAUCGCCUCGCCUUCAAAUCCCUUCCUUUACUUCUCAUUGUUUGCGUCCUACCCGGAGCAGUGACGCAGACCUCGACCCCCAAGGGCUGCGGCUCUGAUGUGAGCUCUCUGUAUUACAACCUCUGCGACCUGAGUGCCACCUGGGGCAUCGUAGUGGAGUCAUUCGCCGCCGCUGGUUUGGUGUCCGCCCUGGUCCUUCUGAUCGUGAUGCUGGCCAGCCUUCCUUUUGUGAAAAGCAGAAAGUGGCGUAGAGCACUGGGUCUUCAUGUGUUUUUCCUCAUCUUCACGUUCGGACUGUUUGCCCUCACGUUCGCCUUUAUCGUGGGGAAGAACUUCGCCACGUGCGCGACCCGCCGUUUUCUGUUCGGCGUGCUGUUCGCCGGCUGCUUCUCCUGCCUUCUCAUGCAAGCCGUGAGGUUGAACAUCCUGGCCAGGCGGAACUCGGGGCCCAGAGGGUGGGUUUGGUGCUUGGGUGCUCUCGGUCUUUGGCUGGUGGAAGUUAUCAUCAAUUCUGAAUGGCUCAUCAUCACGAUUGUACGAUACCCUACUAACACCACCGGACCCCUGACUCCUGCGACAGCGGUUCCCUGUAACAUUGCCAACCAGGAUUUUGUCAUGGCUCUUAUAUAUGUGCUAAAUCUUCUGUUAGCCGUCGUGGUAGCAUCCAUACCGAUAUUUGCAGGUAAGCACAAGCGCUGGUUCAAGGACGGAGCCCUCAUACUGGUCCUGGGACUGUUCUCGGUGGGCAUCUGGGUGGCUUGGAUUGUCAUGUACGUGUAUGGAAACUCAAAGCAUGGUGUGCCAACGUGGGAUGACCCCACCUUGGCAAUAGCGCUGGUGUCGAACGCAUGGGUGUUUCUGCUGCUUCACACUGUGCCGGCGGCGUGUAGCCUGAGUGAGGACGAUGACACAACUGCUGAGGAAGAUCUGUACCCUAGCAGAGGGUACGAAACUAUUCUGAAGGAACAAAGUGCACAGAGUGUACAGAGCAUAUAUGUGGAAAAUAAGGCAUUUUCUGUGGAUGAGCCCAACACAGGUAAUAAGCCCGUGUCCCCAUACAGUGGCUAUAAUGGUCAACUCCGAAGUUGUGUGUACCAGCCGACAGAGCUCGCCAUCAUGACCAAAGGACCAGGAAAUCAACAGAUGGAGUCAUAUGACAAAAUUCCACGAGCGUCUACAGGCACACCCAUGCAAGACCAGAACCGUCCCACCAGCCCCUCGGCACAUGUUGAUGAUAUGAGACAAAUAUACUCCAAUGGAAAUUUCUAUAGAAGACCCCAGUGAUCGGUUGACGCCAGCUUUUGUUUUUUUUCCUUUCUGGUGUUUCUAAUUAAUGUUUCCUGAUUUCUAUCCACCGCUGUGCUUGACAGCUGUGAACUCGGAAUAGGGAAACAAUUUGUCGUUUUGCUCUGUUGAAAGACAUCAUGUUCGGAUUAUCUCAUGAUGAUCCAAACGAACCGUUGGAGAUGUGACAAUGCACGGUUUCCGAUUGUACAGACUACUGCAAUGCUACCGGCUGUGUUUAAUGAGGAAAAAGCACAGGCCAGAAAAGAACUUUAAAAUAACCUUGUAUGGGCCAAAUGCUGCUUUUGCCAUUUGUAUAUUGCAAAAACUGAAGUUAGGUGUCAUGACACCUUAUGUAUAAGCCUUAAUUAGAAAAUAUAAAAUGAUAAUGUACAAUCACAAUGACUUUGGUAAAGCAUUCAUGUAAAAAUUAUUUCAUCGUCCAUUCCUACUUUGUAUUUAUUUUCAGUGUAAAACAUUAAUUUGGUUCUAUUCUCUGUACAGUAGAUAUGUUAGAUUUCAUCGUUAAAAUGAGAAAUUCAACAUGAAAGAGCUCUAUGAACUCGUCUUGUUCAUUGUUCAUAAAAUCAAAAUAAAGCGCUCAAUGUG
Molecule: messenger RNA, 2488 nt
Organism: Triplophysa dalaica
Lineage: Eukaryota; Metazoa; Chordata; Actinopteri; Cypriniformes; Nemacheilidae
Gene: gprc5c
Product: G protein-coupled receptor, class C, group 5, member C
Exons: 6
Coding region: 518-1879 (453 amino acids)
Biological process (GO): visual perception; G protein-coupled receptor signaling pathway
Cellular component (GO): plasma membrane; extracellular exosome; intracellular membrane-bounded organelle
Molecular function (GO): sevenless binding; G protein-coupled receptor activity; protein kinase activator activity
Source: RefSeq, a predicted model, not a curated record